Cadophora gregata is the source of this 2054-nucleotide messenger RNA. RefSeq names its product SAGA HAT/Core module component, variant 2 (gene SGF29). Gene Ontology annotation, cellular component: SAGA complex. The transcript is spliced from 2 exons. The record is from RefSeq and is a predicted model, not a curated record. The coding region runs from base 371 to 1846 and encodes 491 amino acids. NCBI's taxonomy places the organism in Eukaryota, Fungi, Ascomycota, Leotiomycetes, Helotiales, Ploettnerulaceae.
AGUAAGGCUGAGCUUCCAUUUCAUCGGCCUCACGACGUCCAAGCCAUCUAUCUCUACUGGCUCCUCGCCUUGCAUUGUAUCGCAUCACACCCCUUCAUUCGUGUUAUCGUCGCUCGUAGAAAGAACCACCUAGGACAAAAUACAACAUAAUAUAAAGGUAAGAGCAACUGGUAAGUAGCAUGCGCCUACCUACUUUCCUUCCUUUCCUAGUACAAAACACGACAAGAUAAGACAAGUCAUGGACUAUCGUCGCGUUUCGAUAAGGUCCCUCGAGGAAUGCCACACUACACGGGCCGAAAUUGCUACUCUAUACUGCUUUUCCCUUUAGUUUUGCUACUGUAUAAUUGCUACAGCUUAUCUAGGUACUAACAUGUCGAAGAAGGAGCUCACCAGCCUUAACCGAGGAGCCGACGACGACGGACUGGAGAAACUCUUACAAGGCGCACAAGGACUACAACGUGGUGAUCGGAGAAGCAGAGCCUCUGCGUCAGGUUCGGGGACGCAGCGAUCGCCUGUGUCGAGCGCGAGCGCGAGUGCGAGUCCACAAACACCAGCGAGGGAAAUCCAGCGAUUAUCUUCUGUCAAUCAAUCGCCGAGCACACCCAGUCGUCCAGCAGGAAGAAGCUCACGAGCAUCAACCUCUACUGCGAAUCGUUAUCAGCAGACACUAAGCCGCUCAGCGAAUUCACACUCUCAAGGGCAAGUCUCUAGCCCAAACCAUUCCCGGCCAUUACCCAGUCAGCCAGCGAGCUCUAGCUCCCACCUACCGGUUCAUACGCCGCUCGGUACCUUCCCACACACAUCGAACGAUUCAGCGGCAUAUCUUUCAAACAGCUCAACUUCAUCAAACACACCCAAUCUAACAACCCGGAGCCGGGACAAAACUAUGUCAGCACGGCGAGGUGCGGCUCGGAAUGGGACACGAGGAGGGUCAGACGAUAAUGUUAUCAAUCGGCAAGAUAUAGCUGAGGAAAUUCGAAGGCAUGUGAACAUUGUUGCGGAGGCCGAAAGGAAAGCCAAGUCCCUCAAAGAUAAGAUUAUCGUUCAAGAGCAACAUAUGAGAAAGAAGAAAGAAGAUGGAAUAGGCAUUUCAAUCUCGGAUCACCAUGAACUAGAAGCUCUGUAUCGUGAGUCGGUCAAGAUAGCCGAGGAGCAGAAGGUCAGAGGAUCAGAUGAAUCAAUACUGACACGACUGGGAUUGCUGGCUGAUGUACAAAGAAGGGCUGAGCAGGAGGAGGAGAGGGUAUUAUCAGCACGGAAUUCUACUUCUAGAAAUUCUGGGAUUGAUUUUGAUGGGCCAUCUGAUUCUCCAGUUCCAUCACCAGCAGAUAACCGACAUGUUCGUAAGAUCGGUGGUUCGAGGACGAGCAGCCAACCUCCUAGAAGCAACACAGAUAAGCUGGAUGGGACAGCAUCUGAAGCCAGUGAACGUGCAAGUAAGCCCAAGAUCAUGUACUCUUUAAAAGAGGAGGUUGCAUUCAAGAGGAAGCUCCCUGGUGGCAAGCCAGAAGACCAGGACUGGAUUCAAGGCGAAGUCGUACGAGUCAUUGGGGAGGGAAAAAGUCGAAGAUACGAUGUGAAGGACAUUGACCCUGAUGCGGUUGAAGGGAACAACAUCUACAAGUCCUCCGCAUCUCAGAUGGUACCUAUACCACCAGAGGGUACACCUUUAGGAGAUUAUGAGCCUGGUAAGCAGGUGCUGGCUCUGUAUCCCGCAGCAACGACUUUUUACCGUGCUCAAGUUAAGUCUAUGGUUGAUGGAGGCACAAGAGUUCUUGUACUGUUCGAGGAAGAAGAUGUUGAGAAGUCAAUCGCUCGGCGUUUUGUCCUAGACCAUAGGGGGUGAAAUUACAGAAUAUUCGACUGCAUUAGCGAGUACCCUCACAAAAUUGAAUUCUGUCAUGAUGGGCCUUUUGCUGUCCUAUCCUUGGCUACUGAUUAAUAGAUUCUGCACAAAUUCCCACACCACGUAAGUGGACAAUCAGUAUCUUUGAUAAGCCGUAUGCAGAUACAAUGACGGUGUUGAUGAUAAUUCUGCGUCGGGGAAUCUCGGG